This is a messenger RNA of Plasmodium gallinaceum, 2517 nucleotides long. RefSeq names its product conserved Plasmodium protein, unknown function. The coding region runs from base 1 to 2517 and encodes 838 amino acids. NCBI's taxonomy places the organism in Eukaryota, Apicomplexa, Aconoidasida, Haemosporida, Plasmodiidae. The record is from RefSeq and is a predicted model, not a curated record. The transcript has a single exon.
AUGAAAAUAAUUUUAAUAUUUGUUUAUUGUUUUAUACUUAAUAUUAUUUGUUUAUGCUUUAAAAUAGAUAAAAUAUAUGAAUCCAAUAAAAAAAAAUUAUACUUUUUUACAAAAAAAAAUAUAAUUAAAAGACCUAAAACAGGAUCAAGUAUAUAUAAUUGUAUAAAUAGUAAACUUAAUGAUGAUGAUGAAAUAGAAAUUAGAGAAAAAAUAAAAAAAGAAAAUGAAAGAAGAGAAAAAAUUAAAGCAGAAAAUAAUUCAUAUGUUAAUUCUAAUUUUAAAUAUGUAAGUAAUAAUAUUCCAAUUAAUGUGGAAAAAAAAUACAGUUAUGAAAGUUUUAAAUACAGUGAAGAGAUAGCUAUGUAUGUAUUUUUUGUAAUUAAUCUAUUUAAGCAUGAGCAGUUUAAAAAUAAAAUUUAUAAAGAAUCUCUUGAAAUUGAAUCAUCACAAAAUAUAAAUAGAAUACAAUCAGAUGAUCUUUUUGAUAAAAGUAAUAACACUGUUGAAAGGAACAAAAAGUUAGUAAAAAAUUUUUUAAACAAGUUUGGCGAUAGUUUCAAGUUUUUUAAUUCUCACGAAAAAGUUCAAAGAGAAGAUUGGGCUAAUAUGUUCAAGCUUGAACAAAACGAUAAAAAUAAUUUUUUUAAAAAUGUAAAAGUAAAAAGUGAGAAAACCAAAGAAUAUUACUUUGUUAUAUAUUACUGUAACUGGAAAUAUGAAUGUAUGGCUCUUUAUAAUGCUUUUCAUAAUAUUAUGAACAAUGCAUAUAAUAAUGUUAAUUUUUAUAAUAUAUUUGACAAAAGAGAUAAAUGCGAAAAUAUAAAAGAAGAUAAUGAAAAAAAAAAUGAAUUAAGCAAAUCUGAUAUUGAAAAAAUAAGGGAAAUGUAUAUUGAAGAUUUACAAAAUAAUGAAACAAUGGAUAUAGAAAGUUUAAUUAAAAAAGACAAAAAAUUAAAUGAGUGUAAUAAUGAUCAGGAUCAAACAAUGAAAAAUUCAACUGAAAAUGAACAAACAAAUGAAAGCAAAGAAAAAGGGAAUACAAAUAAUAAAAUUAAUGAAACUAAUUUAUUCCAUAAUGAAAAUGCAAAGAAAAAUAAUAAAACAUUUCAAGAUAUAAUGGAAGAAGAAAAAAAAAAAUUAGAUGAAGAAUUUUUUUUAUAUGGUUAUUCAAAAUAUGAAAACAUUGAAGAAAUAAAAAAGGAGGAAGAAAUGAUAAAGCAGACAAAAAAAUUAAUAGAAGAAGAAAAAUUAAGCCAUACAAAAUUGAAUAGUGAAAAAGACUUUAAAAAUAUUCUGAAAAAUUUCUAUAUUCAAAUAAAAAACUAUAAAGAUUUUUAUAAUUAUCAUCAUAAAGAAAAAAAUAUAUUAAAAAAUGAUAUUAAUUCUUACAAAAAUACAGAAAAAAUAUCAAGAGAAUUUUUUAUAAAUAAUGAUAAUUCAAAUAUCACCCAAGUUAGUGAAGAAAAAAACAAAAAGGAUGAGAAGCAAGAAGUAAAUAUAAAUGUUAUCUUCGUUAGAUUAAGUAAUAGUACAGUAAUAGGAAAAACAAAAAAUAUUAAAAAAAAAAUAAAAAAAAAGUGGAUUUAUUCUCAAGAAAAAGAGAUAAAAUUUUAUGAAUUAAUUUUAUCUGUCAUGCUUAAUGAAAACAUUUAUUAUAAAAACAUACCUCAUAUGGAUAUAUUUUCAUUAAGCUAUGAUAAAAAAAAUUUAUACGAUUUUUUUAAUUUAAUUAAUAGUAAUAUAAAGCAUAGUUUUAUUCACAGAAACAAUGUUUAUGACAUAUUUAAUAAUGUUAUUAAUGAUCAAAUGGAUAUCUAUAAUUUUAAUAUAUAUGAUGAGAGCUUAUAUAAAGAGCACGAAUUUAUACAAAAUGAAAAUUCAAAAGAUAAAUUAAUAGAUAAUGAAGUGAAGCAUAAGGAAUAUAUAGAAAACGAUGAUAUAGUUUUAGAAGAGUUAGAUUCAAAUUACGAAAUAGAUGAUUUAAAAAAUUAUAAAGUAAUAUAUGAUCAAAAUGAAAAUAACAUUGAUGAAAGCAACAAGGAGCUAGAAAAGGAAGUCGAUCAAAUGCGAAAUGAAGAAGGACUAAAACUUUCAAACAACAGAAUGAAAGAAAAAAAGACUGAUAAUAUUCAGUAUAAAAUUAUGAAAAAAAAGCAUAAUAAAAAAGAAAAAAGCAAAUAUGAAGUUUUAUUUAAACAAAAAUAUACAAAUAUAUUUGUAAAUAAUAUUCGAAGUAAAUUAUUAAUUGAAAAAGUUAGUUCUAUAUCAAAUGUUGAUAUACAUGCUAAUUAUACAGUAGAUACUUUUAAAGACUUGCCAUUAAGUGAUAUUUUAAAGAAUACAUAUGUGCAUCAAAACUUUAAAAUUGAUAAAAAUUAUGUUUAUUAUUUGAAUCAAAGAAUUCCAAAGGAACUUUUUCCAUUUAUUCUUCAAUUGUCUUUAGCCUUUAAAUAUGAACAUACUACUAUUAUGCUAAAUGCUCCUAAAAAAAUAGAAUUUGAAUUUAGAAACGUGUAG